Molecule: messenger RNA, 1519 nt
Organism: Eurypyga helias (sunbittern)
Lineage: Eukaryota; Metazoa; Chordata; Aves; Eurypygiformes; Eurypygidae
Gene: ANXA11
Product: annexin A11
Exons: 15
Coding region: 1-1503 (500 amino acids)
Biological process (GO): phagocytosis; cytokinetic process
Cellular component (GO): cytoplasm
Molecular function (GO): calcium ion binding; calcium-dependent phospholipid binding
Source: RefSeq, a predicted model, not a curated record
AUGAGUUACCCUGGCUAUCCCCCAGCGGGUGGAUAUCCACCAGCAGCCCCAGGUAGCAAUCCUUGGGGUGGUGCUGCCUAUCCACCUUCAAAUCCACCUCCAAUUGGUCUAGAAAACGUGGCUGGCUAUGCCAGUCAGUUCAAUCCCAACUACAUGGCUGGAAUGUUUCCUGUUGCUGGGAUUAGGACCUUUGGAGGGACAAAUGUACCACAAGGCAUGUAUCCUUCAACACCUGGGGGCUAUCCCCCAGUCCCGGCAGGUAGCUUUGGCCAGCCUCCGUCAGGACAACAGCCCUCUUACGGAGGGUAUCCUCCACCUGCGGGAAAUCCACCAUCAGGAAAGCCAGCUUACCCAGGAUACCCGGGUGGUGCUGUGCCAGGCCAGCCCACACCACCGCCUGGUCAGCAGCCUGUGACCUAUCCAGGACAACCACCAGCUACUUACCCAGGGCAGCAGCCCAUGCCAAAUUAUCCACCAGGCCCAGCUGUGAAUCCUUCUAUGCCCUCAUACCCAGGAACUACGGGGCCUACGAUCUCUCCUGUAACACAUGGAAACCGAGGCACAAUCACCGAUGCCGCGGGAUUUAAUCCUCUGAAGGAUGCAGAAGUCUUAAGGAAAGCCAUGAAGGGAUUUGGAACCGAUGAGCAGGCUAUUAUCGAUUGUCUUGGAAGUCGUUCAAACAAGCAGCGGCAGCAGAUCAUCCUGUCCUUCAAAACCGCUUACGGAAAGGAUUUGAUCAAGGAUCUCAAGUCUGAGCUAUCAGGUAACUUUGAGAGGACAAUCUUAGCAAUGAUGAAGACACCUGUCAUGUUUGAUGCUUAUGAAAUCAAGGAAGCUAUAAAGGGUGUUGGCACAGAUGAAAAUUGUCUCAUUGAAAUCUUAGCUUCUCGCAGUAAUGAGCAUAUUCAGGAGCUCAACAGGGUCUAUAAAGCAGAAUUUAAGAAAACUCUGGAGGAAGCAAUAAAAAGUGACACAUCUGGACACUUUCAGAGGCUUUUAAUUUCACUUUCUCAGGGAAACAGAGAUGAAAGUACAACUGUGGACAUGUCUGUUGUUCAAAAAGAUGUGCAGGAGCUAUAUGCAGCUGGAGAGAACCGCCUCGGAACCGAUGAAUCCAAAUUCAAUGCCAUUCUGUGCACAAGAAGCAGGGCCCACCUCAGAGCAGUCUUCAGCGAGUACCAGAGGAUGUGUAACCGAGACAUUGAGAAAAGCAUAUGUCGGGAAAUGUCUGGAGACCUGGAAAAGGGCAUGCUGGCUGUAGUUAAGUGCCUCAAGAACACACCAGCUUUUUUUGCAGAGAGAUUACAGAAAGCUAUGAAGGGAGCGGGAACAAAAGACAGGACUCUAAUCCGAAUCAUGGUGUCUCGCAGCGAGGUUGACCUGCUGGACAUACGUGCAGAAUACAAGCGGAUGUACGGCAGAUCCCUCUACGCAGAUAUCACUGGGGAUACUUCAGGAGACUACCGGAAAAUCCUACUCAAGUUGUGUGGUGGAAAUGACUAAAUGGAGCAUUGAUCUU